Zygosaccharomyces rouxii is the source of this 921-nucleotide messenger RNA. It is a transcript of the gene DFM1, whose product is annotated as Dfm1p. Gene Ontology annotation, biological process: endoplasmic reticulum unfolded protein response. Gene Ontology annotation, cellular component: Hrd1p ubiquitin ligase ERAD-L complex; endoplasmic reticulum membrane. Gene Ontology annotation, molecular function: misfolded protein binding; ubiquitin-specific protease binding. The record is from RefSeq and is a predicted model, not a curated record. Lineage: Eukaryota; Fungi; Ascomycota; Saccharomycetes; Saccharomycetales; Saccharomycetaceae. The transcript has a single exon. The coding region runs from base 1 to 921 and encodes 306 amino acids.
AUGAACACCGUUCAUAAUACCAACACAGGUCCAUUACAGGUUUGGAAGGGAAUCCCCAUUGUUACCAGAUGUCUAAUAUCCUCCAUAGUGAUAAUUACCACUUUAAAUCGAUUAGAACUUUUAUCUACAGGUAGAUUGAUUUAUCAAUUUAAUGAAGUGGGACUACAUUUUCAAGUAUGGAGGAUAUUUACGUCUUGUAUCAUCUUACCCAUGCAAGCAAUGCCUGCGAUGUUGGAAAUGUACAAUUUUUACUCAAGAUCAUCUCAAUUGGAAUCGAGAAGAGAUGCUCAUGAUUACGCGUUUUACUUAUGCUUUUGCAUUAUAACUAUCUGUGUUACAGUGACAGCCAUCUUUGGUAGAUCCUACCCACUAAUUCUAACAGGUGCGUUUGCUUCCUGUCUCACAUACACAUGGUCCGUGGACAACGCUAACGUUAAGGUUAUGUUUUAUGGUCUUUUUCCCAUUUGGGGUAAAUAUUUCCCACUGAUUCAACUUUUCACAGCAUUUGUAUUCGGUGAAGAUAAUUUUACGGUUCAUCUAGUUGGAUUCUUAACCGCCUACCUAUACCUUUGUCUUGAUACAAGAUCAUGGGGGCCCAUAUUGGGUUGGUUAUUCUUUGGUGAAAAUCCGUACUACGGAAUAACACCUAAUGGAUACUUUGGUGCACCUCAAUGGAUGAAGAGGUCAAGAAGAAACUUUACGUUACGUUCCAGAGGUAAAGGUCAAAAAUUGGGCUACAAGACAGAUCCUUCAGCAACUGACGCUGAAACUCAAGAUGAAAGAGGCAGCACAAGUGCUAGGGUUGCGGUUAGGGAAUCUCGCUCCAGCGGUAGAAAUAAUAACAGUGCCACUUCAACGGUGACUAAUCGUAAAGAUUCAUCAGGCUUUUUCCCAGGUCAUGGUCAAAGACUUGGUGCGUAA